ACCGGCCAGACAAGCACGCGUUUUAGUGCGAACGUAGCGUCCGAAGCGAUAACAACAACGAAAAGAAAUUUGAAAUAAGACGGCCCAUUCAACAGCGUGAAUAGUCGGCGGGCGAAACGUUCCGCGACGCGAAAACUGUUUGCGGUUACUGACUCCCACGCCCACGUGCUUCCAAUAAUCGCUUCUCAGGCGCUACUCAUCAUCAGUGCGUGCGUGAUGGGAAACACCGUCUGCAGCCACUUGCCGUAGUGGAUGCCGUUAUGAUUAAUCUCGGUCGCAUCUCGAUUAGAUCAACAUUGAAUAGUGAACGAUUCAAGUUAGAAGGUGCUAAACGGUGCUACACAGAUCGCGAAUGGUGCGGAUGAGUUUAUUCGUGGGUAAAGUGGUUACUUUUGAUGUGUGCUUAAGAAAGGGAAUAAAACGAAGGUGCAUCUGAAGAAAGUCAACCGAAGGCAGGAAAUCGAGUUCAUAGAGGAAAGUUUUCUCCGGUGUUUGGCUGGAAUGCCAACGGGUGAUGGAUCAAGAGAAAGCUUGCGUUUUGGGUGAAGCGGAAUAAAAGUAUUAAACAGACGAGAAGCCGAACCAAAGUGCCUGACCUUGAUAACCGUCGAACUGUUGGAAGAUAGACGAAUUUUUCGACGUCGCGUUUUUCGUAUUAAAUUAGAAUUGUCUUGCGCGCGCGUCGCAUCGCGUGGCCAGCCUUUUGAUGGUGGAAGUGAAAUAUGAUGAUUAAUGGAAACGUCCCAAAGCAAAAAAAUAUUGUGAAAACGUGAGCACACAAACCAAGAGCUCCUAAUUAAAAAAAAAUAAAUUGGCCCAUACAAAGGAAACGCUUAUUAUUGAGCCCAAACUCCAGAGCAUCGUUUAACAAAGAAGCAACAACAACAACAACAACAACAACAACAACAUCCACUUGGCGGUGACUAACGGGAAUAAAACCGGGAAACCACGGCAGCAGCCGCCAUCGGAGCUAGUCACCCGUGGCCGAGUGCAGCGACUUUUUUUCGCGCGGAUCCCCAGACCUAGAUCUCAGAAGAUUUUUGCAAUGGAUAAACAGAGUGUUGCGCUAACCACGGCGCUUCUGCUUCUCGUUAUAGAAAUCAACACCACCCUUGGAGUAAAAUGCUUCCGCUGUACGGUGGCACCCCCCAAUCGGUAUGCCAACAACACGAAAACGCAACUAUGCUCCAGAUUCGACCAUUCCGAUUACUAUACCGUCGACUGUCCUUGGUCAACGAUGUGCGUGAAGCGGGUCUUCAAACUUCAGCUGCUGAAAGCCGAACAGGAAACCAUCAGCCGUGACUGCGCCCAGCAGAAAAAUACUGAGCAGAUCUAUAAAAAUGGAAACUGGACCAAGGAGCAUCACAUAGAGGAACCGUACCAGGAGGGUUGUCAAACGAUUGAUGAUUCGACCUACUGCUUCUGCCGGGGGUCAUUGUGCAAUUCGGCGACCAAGGUCGAGAAAAACAGCUAUCACACAGACGUUAUGGCCGUCAUAUUUUUGUUCAAUGUCUUGAAGUACAUACGAAACAUAGACUACUGAAGUAGGUGCCUUGCGUUUAGGGAAGGACGAACAAAAAGUUAUUUAGUUAGUUAUUUUAUUUCAAUUGUUUUAAAAUGCAACUGUAAUUUCAUUAUCAGCGCAGUUGAAAUGAAUGACGAUGUUCCAUGAAAUUCUAGUGAACAAUUUUCAGAAUUGUUGAACAGACGCUUAUUUCUUUGAAUCCUUUCGGAAUAUUUAUAAAAUCAGCACCGUAGAAUAUAAUAUUAAAUGACUGACUAAAAUCAAAUCAGGAACGCAAGAUGGUAUCUGCUGUUAUCCUUUAGAAAUGUUAUUUUUUCUCAAACAAGUUGUUGUGAUAUUUAAAUGUAGCGGUACGGAAGUAGUAA
Messenger RNA from Topomyia yanbarensis, 1890 nucleotides. RefSeq lists its product as uncharacterized. Gene Ontology annotation, biological process: positive regulation of voltage-gated potassium channel activity; regulation of synaptic transmission, cholinergic; sleep. Bases 1046 to 1543 code for a protein of 165 amino acids. The record is from RefSeq and is a predicted model, not a curated record. The transcript is spliced from 3 exons. NCBI's taxonomy places the organism in Eukaryota, Metazoa, Arthropoda, Insecta, Diptera, Culicidae.